Messenger RNA from Anisakis simplex (herring worm), 261 nucleotides. The record is from the annotation of a GenBank genome assembly. NCBI's taxonomy places the organism in Eukaryota, Metazoa, Nematoda, Chromadorea, Rhabditida, Anisakidae.
AUGGCCAAAAUAGCGCGAUGGAUCGAGCCGAAACCGGCAGUGAUGAAUGCCCACGACCGUAUACCGUUAUUGUUAGUACCAGUGAGCCAUCAGCCAGCGAUUGCAAUUCCAACACAGAUUAUUCCAGCUGGUUCUGUUUUCGUAGAUGCACAGAGCCUUCAAUCAAAUAUGCAUUCGAAUCGUGAAGGUGAACCAUUCACUAAAAUAAAUUAUUUGUUCAUGUUUCAAUAUAAGCCACGAUGUGUGGACCAAGUCUAUUGA